UCCCUGAACCAAGGAGCAGUUUCUCCAGAGCCCAGUUGUGUGUCUAUGAAGAGUGACGCAUCCAUCAAACUACCACCUUUCCUCCGGGAUGGACCAGUGACCUCUGGCCUCAGGGAGAUGCAGAAGAACACUGCUUCUCCAGGGCCCAGUUGUGUGUCUAUGAAGAGUGACGCAUCCAUGGACCCACCACCUUUCCUCCGUGAUGGAGCCGUGACCUCUGGCCUCAGUGUGGAGAAGGAUGUUCUGGUCCAGCUUCAGUCCAAAUGUGGAGUUUGUGAGCAGGAUCUGAAGGAUCCAGUCUCUAUCAGCUGUGGGCACAGUUUUUGCAGAAACUGCAUCAACCGCCACUGGGAUUUGUUCAGUCCAUCAGAAUGCUUUGACUGUCCUCGAUGCAGAAAGAGAUCUAGAAAUCGUCCUUCUUUAAAAAAUGUCACAGAAGGAUCCACUUCUGCUUGUUCUUCUUAUUGUUACACAGAAGCAGCCCUGUUGGAGGAGACUAGGGACCUACAGCAGGAUUCUCAACCAAUUGAUGAGAAAAUGCAGAGAGUCAAAUCACAACACAAAACUAGAAUGAAAAACAAUUAUGUGAGGUUAUUUGAGGGAAUCAAACAACAAGGGAAUCAAACCCUCCUGAACAGGAUCUACACACAGCUCUACAUCCUAAAGGGAGAGAGUGAAGGGGUGAAUGAAGAACAUGAGGUUUUACAGAUGGAAAUAACCAGCACACAAGACACUCCAAUCAACUGCAAUGACAUCUUUAAAGCCUCACCUGAACCAGGAUAUGAGGAGAAAGACCAAAUUAAGACUGUUCUUACCAAAGGCAUUGCUGGAAUUGGAAAAACCGUCUCUGUGCAGAAGUUCAUUCUGGACUGGGCAGAGGGAAACGCCAAUCAGGAUGUAGAUUUCAUGUUUGUGUUUCCAUUUCGAGAGCUGAAUUUAAUUCAAGAUGAUCAGUACAGUCUUCACAAACUUCUGCUCGACUUUCAUCCUGAACUUCAAGAUCUGGACUCUAAGAUUAUUAAGGAGUGUAAAGUUGUGUUCAUCUUUGAUGGUCUGGAUGAAAGCAGAAUGACACUGACGUUUUCAGAGGCUCAGAAGGUUUCUGAUGUGACUGAGACUUCAUCAGUGUGUGUGUUAAUAUCAAACCUCAUUAAAGGAGAGCUGCUUCCCUCGGCUCUCAUCUGGAUCACCUCCAGACCAGCAGCAGCCAAUCAGAUCCCCUUCAAAUACAUCAACCGUGUGACAGACAUUCAAGGAUUCAAUGACCCACAGAAGGAGGAAUAUUUCAGGAAGAGAAUCAGUGAUGAGCAUCAAGCCAGCAAAAUCAUUUCACACAUCAGAAGUGCAAGAAGCCUCCACAUCAUGUGCCACAUACCCGUCUUCUGCUGGAUCUCCUCCACUGUGCUCCAGAAGCUCCUGGAAGAAGAUCUGAGUGCCGAAAUCCCUCAAACUCUGACUGAAAUGUACAUCCACUUCCUGCUGAUUCAGAUCAACAUGAGGAAUCAGAAGUAUGAAGAGAGAGAUCCAGAGAAACUCCUGCAGUCCAGCAGAGAAGGGAUUGUGAAACUUGCCGAACUGGCUUUCAAACAGCUGAUGAAGGGCAAUGUGAUGUUCUAUGAGGAGGACCUGAGAGAGAGCGGCAUAGACGUCACUGACGCCUCAGUGUAUUCUGGGAUUUGUACUGAGAUCUUUAAGGAGGAAUCUGUGAUUCAUCAGAGGAAAGUCUACAGCUUCUUGCAUUUGAGCUUUCAAGAGUUUUUGGCAGCAUUUUUCAUGUUUGUUUCUUAUUUACACAAUAAGAAUGAGGUUCUGAGUUUGUUUCUGAGAGGAAAGCCCAAAACUCAGCAUGAGAAUAUUCAUCUCGAUGUACUUCUGAAAGGAGUAAUAAAUAAAGCCCUCAACAGUAAAAAUGGAAACCUUGAUCUUUUUCUGCGGUUUCUGCUGGGAAUCUCUCUGGAGUCCAAUCAGAGACUCUUACAAGAUCUACUGACACAUAAAGAGAACAGUUCAGAAAGCAUUGAGAAAGUGAUCCAACACAUCAAGCGAGUUCAAAAAAAGAAAGUCAGUCCUGAACGAUGGAUGAAUCUCGCACACUGCUUGAUUGAAAUCAAGGACAAUUCUCUUUUUGAAGAAACGAAGACUUUUUUAAGCUCUGAAACAAGUAAAAAACUGUCUCUUGCACAAUGUUCAACUUUGGCAAAUAUGAUUUCGAUGUCAGCGGAGGUGCUGGAUGUGUUAGAUCUUGGAAAGUAUAACAUAAGAUCAAGAGAUGGUCAGCAGAGGCUGGUACCUGCUGUUAGGAAUUGCCGAAAAGCUCUAUUGGCAAGCUGUAACCUUACUGAUCAGUGUUGUGAAAUUGUGGCAUCAGCUCUACAAUCAUCAAACUCCUGUCUGAGAGAGCUUGACCUAAGUAACAAUGACCUAUGUGAUUCAGGAGUGAAGCUGCUCUCUGUUGGACUGAAAAGUCCAAACUGUAACCUGGAGAUACUGAGAUUGUCUGGCUGUAUGUUGACAGAGGAAAGCUGCUGUUAUCUGGCUUCAGCAUUGAGUUCAAACCCCUCACACUUGAGAGAGCUGGAUCUGAGCUACAAUCACCUUGGACAAUCAGGAGUAAAGAAGCUCUCUGAUACACUGAACAAUCCUAACUGCACAUUGGAGAUUCUUAAUAUAGAUCAUGGAGGAGAGAUCAGGAUUACAUCAGGACCAAAGAAAUAUGCCUGUGAUCUCACACUGGAUCCCAACACUGCACAGGCGUAUCUCGCUCUGUCUGAGCAGAACCGAAAGGUAACAUACAUGAGAGAGGAGCAGCCGUAUCCGGAUCACCCAGAGAGAUUUGAGGAGGUUCCUCAGGUUCUGUGUGGAGAGAGUCUGUCUGGACGCUGUUACUGGGAGGCUGAAUGGAGUGGAGAUGCUGAAAUAUCAGUGACAUAUAAAGGAAUCGGCAGGAAAGGAGGAAGUGAUGACUGUGAGUUUGGAUCCAGUGACAUCUCCUGGAGUCUGUUCUGCUCUGAUAACAAGUUUACUGUCCGUCACAAUAAGAAGAGCACUGAAAAGCGUGUCCCUUCAGGCUCCUCAAAGAGAGUGGGAGUGUAUGUAGACAUGCCGGCCGGCACUCUGUCCUUCUACAGCGUCUCUGACACACACACACUCACACACUUACACACGUUCAACACCACAUUCACUGAACAUCUCUAUGCUGGAUUUGGGCUUUAUUUCCUCACCUCAGUGUCUCUGUGUCAGGUUUCCCACACCUGACUGGAAUAAUCCCCAGUGGUUAGUGCAUAUAGUCCUG
This is a messenger RNA of Rhinichthys klamathensis goyatoka, 3292 nucleotides long. RefSeq names its product NACHT, LRR and PYD domains-containing protein 3-like. NCBI's taxonomy places the organism in Eukaryota, Metazoa, Chordata, Actinopteri, Cypriniformes, Leuciscidae. Gene Ontology annotation, molecular function: protein binding. The record is from RefSeq and is a predicted model, not a curated record. Bases 46 to 3255 code for a protein of 1069 amino acids. The transcript has 7 exons.